AUGUUUAUAUACCUCUGGUCACUAGUGUGCUGGUAUUUCAGACCCAUUAUAAAAUGGUUACUACGACACACAACUCAAAUGUGCGAGCUUCAAAGAAUUUGCUAUGGAGAACUACCUGGAGCACCAAGGACAUUAGCUGUAGAGGAAUCUCUUAAGUUAUCUAGAAAUGCUAAUAUCAAAGCUCUUGUUGUCUACUUGAAUGAUUCUGCUGAUCAACGUGCAAUUACAAAGCAAAUAAAGCGUAACAUUAUAAAGGAAGCUAUUAUAACUGUGUUGGUGACUAAGAAAGUAAAUCCAACAGCUCAUCCUGACUUUGCCAAAUCAUUUGGUAAAUGUGUAGAGUUAAUUUGGGGCUAUAGACAACUUUGUGUGGAAUGUGAAGAGCUUAGGAAAACACCUUAUGAUGCUGAUAAUCCAGAGCAUGAGUUGUUGCUGUUAAAGUUGUGGAACUUAUUGAUGCCUUAUGAGCCUUUAGAUGCUAGAGUUACCAAGCAGUGGCAACAUAUUGGUUUUCAGGGAGAUGACCCAAAAACAGAUUUUCGAGGAAUGGGAAUUUUGGGAUUAGAAAAUUUAGUUUAUUUUGCUCAAGAAUAUCCCAGUGCUGCAACACAUGUACUGUCACAUUCUACACAUCCACGCUAUGGCUAUGCAUUUGCCAUAGUUGGUAUAAAUUUAACAAGUAUGGCUCUAAGGUUGUUAAAAGAUGGAAGUGCUAAGACUCAUAUUUAUAAUUCUGCAAAGAGCUUUCCAACAAUUCGUGCAUUUCAUCAGUUUUAUUGUUAUCUGUUCUAUGAGUUUGAUGGGUUUUGGAUUGAUUCAAAACCAAGCAAUAUGAUGGAGUUUUCAUCCAUACAAGAAAAAUUUGAAAAUAGUAUCAGAAUGGCAUUAGCUGACUCAUCUACAGUCUUUAGGAUAAAUAUAUCAGUUGAUAAUGUUUAA
This is a messenger RNA of Habropoda laboriosa, 939 nucleotides long. Its product is annotated as ELMO domain-containing protein 2. The coding region runs from base 1 to 939 and encodes 312 amino acids. Gene Ontology annotation, molecular function: GTPase activator activity. The record is from RefSeq and is a predicted model, not a curated record. NCBI's taxonomy places the organism in Eukaryota, Metazoa, Arthropoda, Insecta, Hymenoptera, Apidae. The transcript has a single exon.